Rhizophagus irregularis DAOM 181602=DAOM 197198 is the source of this 357-nucleotide messenger RNA. The record is from RefSeq and is a predicted model, not a curated record. Lineage: Eukaryota; Fungi; Glomeromycota; Glomeromycetes; Glomerales; Glomeraceae.
UCCCGUGACCUUUUUUUAAGAUAACCUUUUUUAAGAUUUCAUGAUUUUAAAUAUACAUUUAAUUAAUUAUAUUAAAAAAAUUUUACGAUUUUAAAACCAUGGACAAUGAAAAAAUUUACAGUAGGAUUAUAUUAUCACAAAAAAAAGAAAUAAUUAUAAUUAUAAAAUCAUGCUUUAAAAAAAAAAAUUAUUGUUUUAUUAAUUUCAAAAAAAAAAAAAAAGAUUUAGAAUUUGUUAUAAAAAUAUACACAUUAUGUUUUUUUUUACCACAUGAGAAAAAAAAUACAAAUCAAUUACAAGAUUAAAAAAAAAUGUAAAUAAUAUCUAGGUCUAGACUUUUUAUAUAUAUAUACACCU